AAUAUCCUUUUUUUUCUUAAGCGAUGUAAUGCUGUGGUGUAUCAAGUUGUGACGCACUUACACAUUUCUGUAAUAAAGAAGAUUGAAAGCGUGCUUAUAAUAAAUAUAGCACACCAUACCACUUUUAUUAGUUCAUCAAAAAAAUCAAAAUUGCAAAUAAAACAACGACCAUGCCUAAACGUGGAGGAGGAAGACCAAGAAAUAAUUGGAAAAAUGGUGCUCCUAGUUGCUUCGAACAUGACGACCGCAUUCACCAUACAGGAAGGCGAGUUAUGUUCAAACAAAGUCACAACAAAGGAAAAAACAAUAAGUUUAAAAAUUGGAAUGAUGCUAAAAUACUUUUUGAUGAUGAUGUUGAUAUGGGAGCAUCUGGUAAUGCACAAAAUAGAAGAGGUGCUUACAGAGGUAGAGGAGGUCGACUUGGGUCACCACCGCCACGGCCAUCCCAGCACAAAAAGAAAUUCAUAACAGGGGUUCUGCCAUGGUACCAAAUAACUGUACCUUAUGGAGCUAAGCAUGAAAAGGAUGUCAUAUUAAAAGUUUUGCUCAGUCACAUAUCACCGGAAGUGUUUAUACCACACUACUUCAAGAUUGAAGGAAACUCUGCAAUAUUCUAUGUGGAUGAUGUAAAGGUUGCUGAAAAGUUAUUUCAUGCAGAUCGAAAAAUAACAAUGCCUAAUGGUUUCAAGUUGGUGGUUAUUGUUCGCAAUGCAGUACCAAGAAUUAAUAUUACUGAUGAUAUGAAAGAAAAAAUGAAGUUGGCUAUGGCUAAACGCUAUAACCCUACAACAAAGGCUCUAGAUUUAACAAAAUUCCAUGCAGAUCCCGAUCUUGUGGAUGUUUUCUGUGCACUGUUUCGCCCAAUCAUUAUGUUGGCUGCCGUGGAUAUAAUUGCUGAAAAUAUACCAGAUUUGGAAGCUUUAAAUUUAAAUGAUAAUAAGCUACAUGGACUUGAACAUUUAAAGAUAUUAGCCACGAAAUUUAAAAAUUUGAAAAUUUUAUAUAUGGGUGACAAUCGGAUACCAUCAGUGGCUCCACUAGAAGCGUUAAAGGCUCUUCCGCUAGUUGAACUAUAUCUUAAAGGGAACCCCCUUGUGAACAGGUUCAAUGAUAUUGAAACCUACAAAAGUGAGGUCCGGCGAAAGUUUCCGAAGCUGACGCGAUUGGACGGCGAAGAUCUCCCACCCCCUAUUGGUUUCGACAUACCGGACGACGUAUCACUGCCACCAGCACAACAAUCAUUCCUCGUUGACCCCAACGGCCAAGAACUUAUCAAAGAAUUCCUAAAGCAAUAUUUUGCUAUAUAUGAUUCAGAAUCGCGACAGCCAUUACUCGAUGCUUACCAUGAAUCGGCGACUUUUUCGCUGGCAGCCAGUUAUUUGAGCACGGACAAUCGGAACACCAAUUCAACUAAUAAGCUCAACACAUACAUCGUGAGCAGUCGUAAUCUUAUGAGAAUAACAGACAGAGAUCACAGACGAAGAUAUCUCAAAACAGGCAAAUUGCAAGUUGUGUCACUGCUCUCCGAGUUACCAAAGACCACACAUGAUUUAAUGGGCUUCGCUGUUGAUUUAGUUAUAUUUAAUCCAAACAUGGUAGUACUAACAAUGAAUGGAGUAUUCAAAGAAAUAAUGACUACGGGGACACCUCUCCGAUCCUUCCAUCGGACAUUUGUGAUAGUUCCGAAUAAUUCUGGUGGAUUCAGCAUACUUAAUGAUAUGUAUUUCAUAACAAAUGCAACUAAACAGCAGGAGGACAAAGCGUUUUCAACAUCAACACCAGCUUCAGUCCCCGCUCCAACUCCAACGCCCGCUGCUCCCGCAAUUCCCGUUGUGACGCCAGCAGCGCAACCCGUUGCCGGUACUUCGCAAGAAGACACGCAGAAGAUGAUGCUAAACAUGCUUAGCCAACAGACUGGCAUGAACGAACAUUGGAGUAUAAACUGUCUUCAAGAAACGGGUUGGGAUUAUCAGCGGGCAUUAUUUAUUUUCAACCAACUGCAAUCAGAAGGAAAAAUACCACAAGAAGCCUUUGUGAAGUGAUUAUAGACUCUAUUUUAGAUAUAAUGUUUUCGCAUGUAAGCUAAUUGCAUGCAAGAGAUUUGUGUUAAGCAUAUUCUAGUUAACUGCAAACCAAUGGAAUAUGGCGAUAUUCCCUUUGUUUUCAGUUAUAUGUUGUAUUAAUCUUAAUUGUUUAGAGUAUAGACCCAAACGCUUUAAAAAAUAUUGUUCUCUUUGUUUUGGUUUAAUAUGUAUAGAUUUUAUAUGGUAUUGUAUUUCAAAAUUGUAAAAUGUCUAAUUUAGUUGAACGAAUAUUGCAACGUCCAAAUCUUCCAAUUGACUGGAAAUUAGUUUCGUCAAAAUUCGGACGUUUCAGUAUUUGUCUCUUGUAAUUUUUUCAACCAUUGUUAUUUACUGUUUCUUGUACUUUCAUUGUGUACUUUAUCUGAAAUUUCGUACUUGGAAAUCCAAUUAUUUUUAAUCAAAUUUAAUUUAAAGUAAUUCAGUCCCUACAAAAAUAAAAAAAAAUGAAAGAGAAUGUCAAAAGUUGAUUUGGGAAAAUAACUGCACAUUGGGCUUUGGCGACCUCUAUCGGCCAGUUUUAUGUUGCCUUUUGUACCCCGGAGUGGGUUUUAUGGUUAGGGGUUUGAUACCCCGUUGAAUGUGGCGGAACCCCUUAGAUGAUCUAUGUGGGCUAGCUGCAUAAUUGUUAACCAAAUCUGGCGAUCGUUUUACUCGGCUGUGUGUUUGGAAGCCUGCCUAAGUGCGGUUUAUUGGGGAUGCAUAGAAACUAGAUAUAUGAAUAAAUUUUUUUUUACAAA
Messenger RNA from Pieris napi, 2821 nucleotides. It is a transcript of the gene sbr, whose product is annotated as nuclear RNA export factor 1. Gene Ontology annotation, cellular component: nucleus; cytoplasm. Bases 171 to 2042 code for a protein of 623 amino acids. Gene Ontology annotation, biological process: poly(A)+ mRNA export from nucleus. Lineage: Eukaryota; Metazoa; Arthropoda; Insecta; Lepidoptera; Pieridae. The record is from RefSeq and is a predicted model, not a curated record. The transcript is spliced from 11 exons. Gene Ontology annotation, molecular function: RNA binding; protein binding.